ACUGCUUUCUAAGUUUAACAAACGGGAACGAUGCUAGUCUCUCGGACGGUUUACCUGCAAAGGCGCCAAAGCUCAGCCAUUCAUAACUGACAAAGGAACUCUCAUUUGUCGGAAAUAUCACCCAACUAAACAGAGUUGAAUGGCACGAUUGCACAGUUUGUAUCUCUCGACGGUGGAGAACAACCGGUUUCCUAUGCGGACUAACUGGCUUGGGGUACAUCACCGUCCAUUUCCGGCGUGGACAAAGAAGACCUUUCCUUCAGCGCGGUACAAACGCCAAACAAAGGGAAUACACGACAAAGGCCUUGGUAACAACUUCACUCCCCUGUGUAAAUUGAACGCCGGUUGUAAGAGCAGAUAAGCUGCCCGCCCGGAAUUCUCUACUGUGUCCCACGUCAGUGCCGUCUCCAAUCCCGCAAUAGUGCGCAUUCUGCCAUUAUGGCGGCCACGAAUACUGCCCCACUGCAGUACUUUUACAUCGAUGCUACUGACCAGAACUUAUAUGACAACCCCCGAAACGACGUAGAUCGUUAUGCCUUCAUCAAUUUCAUGCAACAUCUACGAAAUCCCGACCGGCGUGUUACUCGCCGAGGGAGAGGUCUUUCGGGAACUUUGGUCGGGGAUCGUCCUACCGGGGCCAAUGUUCCAGAAUUAUGGAGCGGUCGAUCCGGGUAUUGGCUUCGAAAAGCGAAAGCAGAUCGCCAUCGUCGUCCUCCAAUUGACCCUGUAGCAAGACCUUCACCAUCUGUGCAAGUAACUCAGAACCAAGGUCCUCCGUCCCGGCCGGCGAGUACGGUGUCCGCUGCACCGCCACCAGCUCCAGAUCCCACGCAAGGAGCAGCCCAGCCUCCAGCUCAAGCUCCCACGCAAGGAGCAGCCCAACCACCAGCUCAAGUACCGGUUCAGGCUCCCGCUCGAGCGCCGGAAGCAGCUGAAGCCCAAGGGGAAUCACCGGAAACUCAAAUCCCAAUGAUAGAGCUAGUACGGGUCUUCAGAGAAGAAAUCUUGCCGCAGUUAGGACCGGAUAUAGUACAGCGGAUUGUGGGGCCGGCGGUACAGCAAAUAGUGCCGCUAGCAAUAGAGCAAAUAAUGCAGCAUGUGGCUCCGCAACUUCCGCAGCGCGUAGAGCAGCCAUCGAUACAGCCAACACUACAGUCCGCAGUACAGCUCGAUGCGCAGACACAAGUGCAACCACGAGAACCGCCAUCAGAGCAGCGACAAAGUGACGCGUGGCCUCGUAGCUCGAGCCUUGGGGGCGAGCUGUCACACACUCUUGCUCGUUAUAAUCCGGACGGUGCUUUUAUCUCCCCCACCAGAGGCCAACGAAGACAUAUCGCGAAACAAGUGGCUGUAAAGCGGAAUCGCGGCAAGUGGCGCUUUGCUCGCACCAUUUAUCAGUCUUCGGAUCUCAAGGCGACGAAGACUCCAUAUGGAACUCCAUGUCGGAGCGUCUGGUUGUUCGUCCAGAUCGAUCGAGGUGGAUAUAUAAAGGACCAUAUUGCCGUCAAAUCCUGGAACACUACCGAAGAUGAAUGGAGAGCGAAAUUUGAGAAUGAAAUAGCGACAUACGAACUUAUCUCGAAGACGAACUGCACGCAUUUACUGCCCUAUUCUGGCCACAGUCGCCGCAUACGCGAUUAUAAAAUCAAUCAAGACAAGGAUCCACGAGAUGAGGGAUAUAGAAGCCACUAUCUUUAUACCGCUUAUUGCACCUCUGGUGACUUGAGGGGCUUUAUAGAGGCGCAAGGAUCCAAUGAAGAGCCUAUUCCGGAGCAUCACAUCUGGUAUAUUCUGAAGGAGCUAAUUGCGGGCAUGCAGGCAUUGCAUAAAGGCGUCUGUAACAAGUCAGUCGCAAAGACCGGUACGAAUGAUGGAGAGGGGAACGAACCAGGGGAGGGAGCAGGAGAUGAAGUUGCCGAAGCGGCACACACAGCCGAUGAACCCCAUCCAAGUUUGGCAAGGAGAGCCGAGUGGAGACCACUUGUGCAUGGCGAUCUCAAUCCAGCUAAUGUCUUUGUGGGCGACAACGACCCUGAAUACCCGUUCUAUCGGAAACCUCUCCUGGCAGAUUUCGAUUUCACUUGGGUUGAGGGAGAAAGUUUCAUAGGUGGAACAUCAGGAUACAAUGGGCCUGAAAAGGCUAUGCGCACCGAUGUGCCUGGAUACUCUCUUAUUACGAAGCGUGCAGACGUCAGAUCCGAUGUUUUCUCGCUUGGAGUAAUCGCUCUCGAGCUGAUGGUUUCAUGCGAAACUAAAUUGCACAAGGAGGUGGUGCGGGGGUUCCAGAAAGCAAAUGACAGGUGGGAGCGUAAUGGACUGAACAGUGAGGAAGAAAUCAAUUUCCAUCAGCGAGCCACCGGUAUGCCCCUUAAGAACCCAUGGACCCGGAUACCGGAGAUAUAUAGCCUUGGUCUCGUCCGUCUCGUUCAACGGAUGCUUUAUAUCUCCCACAAUUCAAGACCAAAACUGGACGAAUUAGAAACAGAGAUAUUACAAAAUCUUGCACGGCAAGAGAGGCUAUUGGGCGACCGCAUCAAAGAGCCGGAGAAUGCCGCUGUUGAAGGAUUGAGGGUCCAUUACAAGUCGCGCUAUGAGGCCUUGGACGAGCCAUUCACCAGGGGCAAACUGUUCUCGCCUGCGAAGAAGCGCAAGUUUGAAGGAUACGCGAAUGAUUUCCAGAAUAAUCGCACUCCGGCCCAACGACGACGGGCUCUCUCGCAGUAUGAGAUGGUCGUGAACAAGUGGAACAACCGCGCGGCCGACCGCCGCAGUAAUGCUGCAGCACUUACAGCAGCAUGGGUUCUUAUAGAGGCUGUAAUAAAGGACGAACUCCCACGGCCCGGAAGUGGAUCCGAUCGCAACCGACUACUCCGCGGAUGUUCCAUAAUCCGUAAACGCGUCAACCCUAACGCAGCGCAAGACCAGUUCAUCGAAGACCUCGAGGACCCGCAGGAUUUCGAAAAUGAUACCGAGAGUUUGGUAACCUGCCAGGAAAAACUGCUCUUUUUGCAUUAUCUACAUUCAGUCUUAGAAGACCCAGCUGGACCCCGGGAAAAAAGCAUUCCUCGCGAUACACGGGAAGUCAUACUCCAGGCCUGCGAAUGGGGAUUGUGGAUCUUGGAGUUUGGAGAGCAGCCAUUGGAGCCGAGGAUUGAAAAUGGAUCCAAAAUGCACGACGCUGUGCUCGAUGUUAUAUGGUGGUUGCCUUCGGGUCUGCAAUGGACGCCAGAGUGAGUUACAGUCGGUCAACAGAAGCAAGCGAGGAACCACAUCAUCCAAGAUCGGGAAUAAGUGAACUGGUCAAUUGAGAAGAGCAAGAGUAGUUCACUGUACCAGAUGAACGAUGCGAUCUGCCGAGGGAAGAAAUAUCCU
Messenger RNA from Westerdykella ornata, 3372 nucleotides. RefSeq names its product kinase-like protein. Gene Ontology annotation, molecular function: ATP binding; protein kinase activity. Lineage: Eukaryota; Fungi; Ascomycota; Dothideomycetes; Pleosporales; Sporormiaceae. The coding region runs from base 439 to 3234 and encodes 931 amino acids. Gene Ontology annotation, biological process: protein phosphorylation. The record is from RefSeq and is a predicted model, not a curated record. The transcript is spliced from 3 exons.